Molecule: messenger RNA, 1434 nt
Organism: Coprinopsis cinerea okayama7#130
Lineage: Eukaryota; Fungi; Basidiomycota; Agaricomycetes; Agaricales; Psathyrellaceae
Exons: 5
Coding region: 1-1434 (477 amino acids)
Source: RefSeq, a predicted model, not a curated record
AUGACCUUCUUUGGACGAACGCGGAAUGUCGUCGUCACGGGCGGUAAUCUUACUGACAACUCCGGCUCGACGUACAAUCAUUACUACUCUCAUGUUAACCUUGUCUAUUUAUGGGGACUCCUCCCUGCCAUCGCACCUCUAACAUCCCCAAUAACGACUUUGCCCUCGGAGUCGCCCCCUAUUCGACACGUACACGACAAAGUCGAGUCUUUCUCACCCGCCCAAUACGGUCUCCAGUACAUCCGAACGCUCGUCGAGCCAUACGCGGGCGGGGUGCUCAAGCGGCUAUACGACAAGCUGUGCAACCUGAAGAGCAUUUUUCAGCUGGCUUACCUCGCCCAUCGUGCUUGCCAAACUACACUCCUUGGGAGCAUCGGGACAUCGUCCCACCAUCUACACAAUCCCUCACAUCAAUCCAGCUGGCUGUCCACGAUACUUCGAAUCCUACCUUGCGCUGGAAGAAACAACGAGGAGCCUCCCUACGUUCGGGCGGUACGGAAGCAGAUCGACAGGGAUGCGCGCGGAUUGGUCCAGACACUCGCUGCUUUGAAAGUAUGCGCCUGGAAGCACCAGGUCCUUGCAUCUACCAGCGGGGUACCUCUCUCUAUGGAGGAGCUACAGGCUUUCUUCGACGAGGAUACCUUUCCCUUUCUGAAAGGCGUCGAUGUCGAGUGUGUUGUGAUCAGAGAUCCGGUGGCCAAUGACUUCCAGAUCCCUAUCCGUUUUGUUGAAUCUCGCAGGGCGAUGCACUAUUUUAUUGAACAUGGAUGUCGCGGGACUGAGGGCAGCGCCUUCAUAGAAUCCAAGCGAUAUCAGUUACACGAUUCAUUGACCAACCAAAUCAUCGAUGAUGCUGUCCAUCCCAGCGUUCUUCAACCAAACCGCAGACUGGACAUUAGCAUAGUGGUAGAGAGACCCGCUAUGCAGCCGGGACUCUGUCCAAAGUGCGAUCUUCUGUAUCCUUGCGAUGACUCGGAAUGGGCUAAAUGCGAGAACUGCGAGAUGCUUUUCAGCGUCUCCUUGACUUCGGCACGUCUGGACACGGCCCCAAACUCGACCGGCGCGGACAGUUACAUCACUGCAGGACCUCGUGAGGCACCGGUACCCGUUUCGGCGUACCUUGGGUUCCGCCGCCUCUUGUUUCAAGUUGCAUGGGUCCAAGUGGAAUCCAGCAUUCCGCAGAGGAUAUCUCCAGCAUUAGAUAUCUCCACUUCCAAUCGCCAGGCGGUGCUUUACAUGCCUUCGGACUCCGAAGACGAUGAUGAAGAAAGGGCCGGUUCUCCUCUUCUCUCAUCAUUCCAGGUGUAUGGAAUCGGGGGAGACUACUCGUCUACACAUCGACGCGUCCCUCUCACUGCAAUUCUGGAGGAGUUCGAGACCAUGGGAAGGUUCGUCAUCGAUACUGUGUCGUUGCACCAUCUGAUUCUAGUCUAA